This is a messenger RNA of Cyprinus carpio (common carp), 1476 nucleotides long. RefSeq lists its product as uncharacterized. The transcript is spliced from 4 exons. The record is from RefSeq and is a predicted model, not a curated record. The coding region runs from base 456 to 1313 and encodes 285 amino acids. Lineage: Eukaryota; Metazoa; Chordata; Actinopteri; Cypriniformes; Cyprinidae.
GACUGGAAUUCUCAGUCAAAAACAAUGAACCCCGAGGCGGUGGUCAGCAAGCAGCUUGCCUUUCAAGUUGUAUGUGCACUGAUCUGCAGCGAAAAACAGAAAAAGAGAAACAGACGAAUAUGGAAGAGAAAUUGCGUGGGACGACGACGCGAGCAGCCCGGAUCGUCUGUUCUGCAGCAGCAGCUGGAGGUAGAAACUACGUGUUUGUGCUUUCCAUACAAUAGAUGACUGAUGAGAAUGGGUUCAAGGAGCUGCUGCGGAUGACAGCAGAGGAAUUUGAGUUCCUGCUGCGGAUGGUCGGACCCCUCAUAACCAAGCAGCACACAAAAAUGAGACGGGCAAUAUCCCCAAGAGAUCGCCUAUCUGUGACCUUGCGGUUUUUGGCAACAGGUGAAACAUUCAGUUCCCUCAGUUCACAGCACGGGAUUGGGGCCAGCACUAUUUAACAGAUCGUUAUGGAGACUUGUGCCGCUCUGUACCAGCUCAUGAAAAAAGACUACCUGAACACACCAUCAACAGAGGCAGAAUGGCGGGCAAUAGCCAAGGACUUCGAAUCGAAAUGGCAGUUUCCACAUUGCCUAGGUGCGCUUGGUGGGAAACAGAUUCAUAUACAGCCUCCAGCAAAAAGUGGCUGCCUUGACCAUAAUAACAAGGGCAGAUUCUCUGUGACAAUAAUGGCUGCAGUGGAUGCAAAUUACAAGUUCAUUUAUACCAGCGUGGGAACCCGAGAUAAGGUCUCUGAUGCUGGACUAUUCACUCACUCUGACUUGUGUAAAGCAAUGGAUCAGGGUCUGCUGAACUUUCCUCCACCUGAACCAUUGCCCAACAGUGACAUAACAAUGCCGUACAUGUUUGUGGGUGAUGAGGAUUGUCCUUUAAGGCCUGAUCUCAUGAAGCCAUAUCCAAAUGAGCAGAUGGACCGCAGUCAGCGGGUACUGAACUAUCGUCUUUCAAGGGCACAGAGAGUUGCAGAAAAUGCAUUCAGCAUUCUAGCAAACAGGUUAAGGGUUCUCAGAAGGACUAUAUUCUUGGAGCCUGAAAAAGUGGUGAAGAUUACUAUGGCCUCUCUAUGCAUCUAUAACUUCCUCCACGAGAGCAGGUCUGUGGCACAUAAACCUCCAGCCUUUGCAGAUGGUGACCAAAGCAUAGUUGAGGAAACCUGCAGGAAUUACGGGAAUGGGUCUUUUCAGCCAGUGGAGCAAAGAAGGAAACACAAUGCAUCGGUUUCGGCAGAAAUGCAACGAAACCUUCUGUGUGACUAUUUUGUCUCGCCAGCAGGUUGUAUUCCUUCACAAGAAGAGGAACACAUUUAGCAUUUUAGGACUGUUAGAGUAUAUUUUUUUUUGUAGUGGAUAACACUAUCAAAUAUCAAGAAUGAAAUGUAUUUGUAAAGCUCUCUUCACAAUACACAUCGUUUCAAAGUUGCUUUACAGAAAUGUGUGCGUGCAUGAUGCUCACAUUUUUUACUGCAUUAAC